Molecule: messenger RNA, 552 nt
Organism: Durusdinium trenchii
Lineage: Eukaryota; Dinophyceae; Suessiales; Symbiodiniaceae
Source: the annotation of a GenBank genome assembly
AUGGGAGCGACCAUGACCAAUUUGAUCCAACUGGCCGUGGGAAUGCUGGACUUGGGCGAGCUGAAGAACCUGGCCGAGGAGAGUCCAUUUCUCCUUCUCAUUGUCUCAGCGUUCAUGCUGCUCAUCUACAGCUUCUUCUUUAACCUCCUUGUUUCGCAGUUCUGUGGCGUCUAUGCUUCCCUGGCCCAAGACAGUGAAGGUCAUGCCAGGCUUUCUCGCGGAGAAGUGAUCCUGGACACCCUGAAGGCGAUCCAGCGGAGCCGCUGGAGGGCCUUCGUGGCCUCCUUGCAGCUGGAUGAACGGACGGAUUUCGAUGAAGGUGAUAUCGGCCUUCCCGGAGGCGUCAAAGUCUUUGAGCCGGCGGGCGCCAAUCCCAAGACCCAGGACCAGAUCAUCCGCUUCGGAGGGCACACGGAUCCCUCCUUGCCAUGGCCGGAUAAGGAGCAUGAUGCGGAUUCCGACAAUCAAGAUGCGAAUCUUGGACAAGGAAGAUUCAGAGAACCUUGGGGAAGUACUUCAAGGGGAAAGGCACCGACAGUGACUUCACGCUGA